CUCGGCCCGGGGCCGCGCUGCAGCCCGAAGCCGCCGGGCUCGGGUCGGCGGCCCCGCGCUAGAGCCCGGCUGCAGCCCAGACGCGCGGACGCCGAGGUUGAUGGUCCCCUGGUCAGCAGCAUCCCCUGGGAGAAGAUGGCUCAGCCUGCACCCCUGAACCAGAACCUCCCAGAUCUCGGUGGCCCGUUCUUGUACCGGGACCAGGACAAUGGGGAGAAGAGCUCGUAUUCCGUGGAAACCCCUUACGGCUUCCUCCUGGACCUGGAUUUCCUCAAGUACGUCGAUGACAUCGAGAGCGGCCAAACCCUCAGGAAGGUGCCGCUGCCCCGGAGGGCGAAAGGGCCGCGGCUCCCCCCCAGCGCCCUGCGCAGCCCCAGCAGCCACGCCAGCGCCUGGACCUCCACCGAGUCCCUGGCCUCCACGGCCAGCGAGGACGGGAGGACGCUGCUGCUGUCCCCGCCCGGCCGCGCGGCCCCGGACCCCCCGGGCAAACCGGCCCCGCAUCCCCUCUCCCCGCCCCCGCUGCGGCUGCUGCCGCCUCCCACCCGCAGGUGCGGGCUGAGGAACCCGCGCGUGGAGAAGACGCUGCUGGAGACGAGCCGGAGGCUGGAGCGGGAGCAGGAGCAGGAGCGGGCCGGGCCCUGCCGCGGGGGCACAGUGGGAGCCCCGGGGCAGCCCCCGCCGUGGGGGCCGGGGGAGGGCUGGGGCCGGGGCAGCCCCGGCAGCUCGGGGCGCAGCACACCGGCCGCAGGGCUCGGCACGGCCCCGCUGCAGCACGUGCGGGAGCAGAUGGCGGCGGCCCUGCGGCAGCUGCGGGACCUGGAGGAGCAGGUGAAGAGCAUCCCGGUGCUGGAGAUGCAGAUCUGCGAGCUCAAGAGGGAGAAGGCGAAGCUGAUGGAGAAGCUGUUGGUGGGGAACAGCGAGGCUCCGAGGCACCACCGCGGCUCCCAGGUGGAGGCAGGGGGUGAGGAGCUGCCCCAGGCGGGGGCAGAGCGCGAAGCGGAGCCCAAAGGGCGAGCGAGCAAGAUCGUGGAGCUGAGGAAGCUGACGGAGAAGCUGGCUGUGCCGGGCCGGAGCCCCAGGGCUGCCGAGAGGCCCACGUGCCGCUCUGUGGCGGUGGGCGAGGACCGCGCCAUGGCCGACGCCGUCUUCUACUACCGGUCAGAACAAGAGGGCGGCGGCGGCCCCGAGAGCGGGGCAAGGGAGCGCAGGGACGCGUCCGUGUGGGUGCUGGAGUCCUCGCUGGGGGUGCCCAGUGAGGCGGAGCAGGAGCUGGAGCUGCUGCAGCAGACGGUGGGGCACCAGAAGGAGGUGAUCGCGCUGAUGGAGGGGCACCUGCGGGAGGCCACGCGGGAGCUGGAGGAGCUGCGGCGCGAGGUGUGCGCCCGCCGGCCCCGUGCGCACAAGGAGGACAAGGAGGUGAUGGCCCAGCCGCGGGUGGCCGAGGCGCAGGUGGAGGCCGUGGUGGCCACGCGGAGCCGGGCGGCCGGGGAGCCGCUGCGGGUGGUGGAGGCCGCCGUGGGGUGCUGCCCGCAGACCGCCUGCGCCGCCGUGAGCUGCCGCCCCGAUGUGCGGGAUGCGGCCGUCGGCCCCGGGUCAGCCGUGAGGGGUGAGGACAAGGGCAGCCAGACCGACCCGGGCAGCACCGGCGCAGAGGGAGAGGAGAUGGAGCCCGGUGCAGGUGAUGCCCCAGAUGGUCCCUUGGCACGGGGCACAGGAGCGAUGGAGGGGACAGCCCAGAGCAGCUCGAGCCCCGGGGCAGGCACAGCAGAGGUGACACAGAGCAGCCGGAAUCUGUCCCCAGCACGGGAUGGGGGAGCCACCCCAAGCCCUGGGACGGGAGCCCUGAAGUCCAUCAUGAAGAAGCGGGAUGGUGCCCCCAGGAGCGAGGCCGAAGGCAGCAAGAAGAGCCUGCAGUUUGUGGGCGUGCUGAACGGGGAGUAUGAGAGCACAUCCAGUGAGGAGGAGGAGGAGGAAGGCGACAGCUCCUCUGAGAAGGCUUCAGCCGACAGCUCCGACAGCGAUGAGCAGGGGGACACUGAAACCUCAGAUGAAGAAGGCGGGGAAGGGGAGUGUGAGCCAGGACAGCAGCACGAGGGGGACAGCGGGACCCUGCUGGAGCCCACCGAGGUGAAGGAGAAGUUCGAGCUGAGCCCCAGGAUGCGGGAGGCCUGCCUCAUCGUCAAGACCCACCUGGGCCACACCGGGGCCACCAAGAGCAAAGAGGUGCUCGCCAGCAGCAGCCUGCUCCUGCAGGAGUGGUUCCGUCUCUCCAGCCAGAAGUCCUCUGUGCCCGACACGGUGGCCAACCACCUGCUGGCCUUUGCCGAGGUGUCUCCAGCUCUCCUGGCCCACGUGGUGAACCUGGCAGAUGGGAACGGCAACACCGCCCUGCACUACAGCGUCUCCCACUCCAACUUCCACAUCGUGCGGCUGCUGCUGGACACAGGGGUCUGUAACGUGGACCACCAGAACAAAGCUGGCUACACAGCCCUCAUGCUGGCAGCGCUGGCGGCUGUCGAGCAGGAGGAUGACAUGAACAUGGUCAGGAGGCUCUUCAGCAUGGGCAACGUCAACGCCAAGGCCAGCCAGGCCGGGCAGACAGCGCUGAUGCUGGCUGUGAGCCACGGCCGGCAGGAGAUGGUGGAGGCUCUGCUCGCCUGUGGAGCUGAUGUGAACCUGCAGGACGAGGAGGGCUCCACCGCACUGAUGUGUGCCUGUGAGCACGGGCGUGUGGAGACCGUGAAGCUGCUGCUGGCUCAGCCCACCUGCGACAUCUCAAUCGUGGACAGUGACGGGAACAACGCCGUUGCCAUCGCGCUGGAGGCUGGUCACAGCAACAUUGCUGUGCUCCUCUACGCCCAUCUCAAUCAGGGGACAUCACCAACAGCCACCAAGAGCCCUGGGGGCACAAAGAAACCAAAUUAGAGUGACCUCAGGAGCCAGCCCUCAGCACCAGGCUAUGGUUUAUGUCCCCCUUGCCUGCUGAAUCACACCCUGCAGAUGCUUUAACCCUCCUGUCACAGAGUAUGCACUGUCCC
Neopsephotus bourkii (Bourke's parrot) is the source of this 3041-nucleotide messenger RNA. RefSeq names its product KN motif and ankyrin repeat domains 3 (gene KANK3). Gene Ontology annotation, biological process: negative regulation of actin filament polymerization. The transcript is spliced from 11 exons. Gene Ontology annotation, cellular component: cytoskeleton; cytoplasm. Gene Ontology annotation, molecular function: protein binding. The record is from RefSeq and is a predicted model, not a curated record. The coding region runs from base 136 to 2928 and encodes 930 amino acids. NCBI's taxonomy places the organism in Eukaryota, Metazoa, Chordata, Aves, Psittaciformes, Psittacidae.